AAGUGGGGCACUGCAGCCGGAAGUUGGGGUGUCAUGGCGGGUGUCAUGGUGGCGGCUCGCAGGGGCCGAGGAGGCUGAGGGWGGAGUGGGGCCGCCGGGGUGGCGGUGGCGGCUCGGGGAGGUGCUGCAGCCCCGGGGCUGAAGGGGCAGUGUCGUGCACGGGCCCGGUGGGCUCGAGUGGACGCCGUGGCGGGGAGGGCAGGGCUCGGCCCGGCCUUUCCUCGGACUCUCCCGUCGCCUCUCGCCGCCUGUUUCCAGCAGGAGCAUCGCCCUGUGGUGAUUUCCAAGGGGAGGAGCGGGACGGCGGGCAGAUGUCGCUUCUGCGRGCGAGGACUUGUUAUCCGAAAGUGCUUAAGUAAACUUUGAAUGUGUUUUAAGUUCGUGGAGAGGACGCGAGCAAAAGCGCCUUUCUUGUGCUGAUAAUGGAUGAAGAAAGUCUGGAAGCAGCGAUCCAGACCUACAACGCCCAGCUGGAGCAGGUGGAGCUGGCGCUGGGGGCGGGCCAGGACCCAUCGCAGCAGUCGGACCUGAUCCAGCUGCAGGAGGAUUUAAAGCAGUUGAUAGAACUGACCGAGUCCAGCCUGGUGGCUGUGAAAAAGAGCAAACUUCUGGCCACUUUGGACACAGAUGCCUCCUCCUCCUCCCCAGCAGAUCUCCCAGGGCAGGAUUCCCACCUGGAGAGCUCUGCCCAAGAUGAGGAAUAUGCUGCUUUUAAAGAAGCCAUUGCUGGGCUUGGAACAGAUGAGGAGCCUCCAGCUGACAACAAGAUCUCUUCAGAGAGAGAGGGAGAAACUGGGGAUAAAAACAAAUCAAAGUGCUAUGAAGAAGAGGAGGAACUGGAGAGAGAGGARGAGGAGGAGGAGGARGAAUUGAGUGGGAUGAAGGUUAAAGCCCCCUAUUACAGCUCCUGGGGGACCCUGGAGUACCACAAUGCCAUGAUUGUGGGCACAGAGGAGCUGGAGGAUGGCAGUGCAGGGGUCAGGGUGCUGUAUCUCUACCCAACCCACAAGUCCCUGAAGCCGUGCCCSUUCUUCUUGGAUGACAAGUGCAGAUUUAAGGAGAACUGUCGGUUUUCCCAUGGUCAGGUGGUGUCUGUGGAGGAGCUCCAGCCAUUCCAGGAGCCUGACCUGAGCACGCUGGGGGUGGGCUCAGCCUGCCUGGCCAAGCACAGCGAUGGGAUUUGGUACACKGCCAAAAUCACCGAUGUGGACAGUGGGUACUACACGGUGAAGUUUGACUCCCUGCUCCUCAAGGAGGCUGUGGUGGAAGGGGACAGUGUCAUUCCCCCCCUGAGAAGUGAAGAUGCUGCUGAAUCUGAYGAGUCUGAUGCGGACAGUGUGGAUGAUUCUGGCUAUGCCAAAGUGAUAGACUCAGGAGUUCCAGAGAAUGGGGAAUGGACCCCUGCCUGCAGUUCCUCUUUUGCUGGCUGGGAGGCCCAUACUCGUGGCAUUGGCUCCAAACUGCUUGUUCAGAUGGGAUACGAGUUUGGAAAAGGCUUAGGGAAGAAUUCCGAUGGCAGAGUGGAGCCAGUGCAGGCUGUGGUGCUUCCUCGAGGGAAGUCCCUGGACCAGUGUGCUGAGGUGCUUCAGAAGAAGAAGCAGGGGAAGCUGGAGCCAGGCAAAUCGAGGAAAUGCCGAGCAAAGGGAAGCAGCUCUGGACAGCCRGGUGGCCGUAAGGCCCCACGCAAUGUGUUUGACUUCCUGAACGAGAAACUGCGUGGGAAGCACGCCGGGGACAAGGCGGGGGGGAUGGCACUGCCCCAGAGGAGCAGCAAAGAGAUUUACCACGCCAGCAAGAGCACCAAGAAGGCUCUGAGUGUCAGCCUCUUCCAGACCACGGAGAAGAUCGAGCAAACGCAGAGGGAUAUCAGGGGAAUCCAGCAGGCCCUGGCGCGCAAUGUCGGGCGGCACAGCAUUGCUACAGCUCAGCUGGAGGAGAAGCUGGCUGAUGCUCACAAGCAGCUGGGGCAGCUGCAGGCCCAGGAAGCCAGGCUGCAGCGGGAGCAGAAGAAAGCAGACACCCACAAGAAGAUGACUGAGUUCUAGGUGCUGAGGAAGGUGUUGGACUGCAGGGAUUGUCCUUCUGGUGCUCCUGGCCUCAGAGCCUGGGUGCGCUGUCCAGCCUAAAACUGGKCAGGAAAGCAGCAGUUUCUGCAUGCUUCAGAGCUCUUUUGGGAGGGGAAUGAGUACACAUCCAUCCAGCCCUGAAAGCAUUCAGUGAGCUGGGCCUUGGAUGAGGUCUAGCUACAAGGAAUACAAUUCUCUGCUCUCUUGCACACAUUUUCCCUCCGUUUCCCCUGUGGUAGCAGCUCCAUCCAGAGUCUGUGUGUGCUCAGGAGACAACGCUGCUGGCUACAAACCAGCUGAGGGGACUUGGGCAGCCCCACUUCCUGCCAUCAACUGUGGCUUCUGUCUGCAGCCACCUGCCAAGCACAGGUGCAGGCAGGGUCCCAAGCACAACUGGGUGAAAACAUCYAAGGUCAAGUACUUUAGCUGCUCUCUGCCUUCUGGAUUUUACUAUGGGAUUUAUCUGAGCACUCCAUUUUUUGGAGGGAGCAGUUAUUUGUAGCUCUACUGUAAGAAAUAGACAGGAAUCUGGCAGCUCAGAGGUGAGAACCAGCAGUCUGAAGCAUCAGAUUUCAGCAGUUUGACUGUUUGAGUAUCCCAGGACAUGCUGUAGCCAAACUCACUGGCUUGGYACAGAAAGGUGCCUGGUUCCACAAGUAGAGUGCCAUAGCUGGGGGAAUAAGCCAGCAGCAUAAUGGGAUUCCCAAAUCUCCUAUCCAGGAACAGCUCCACAGGGAACCUUGUGAUUUUUGCCACCAUUAGUUGGAUUUUUGUGGCUCACUGAACUCCUUUUAGUAUAAAACCUCAGGACCCAGAUCCAGGUUGGACUGGGCCCUGGAUGAGCACAAAGAGCAGGAUCUGUAUGUGCCCAGUGUGAAGCUCUGCAGUGAGAGAGUAUGGGGCUGGGCUGGGAGCAGGCCAGGCAAGCCAAGUGCCCUUCCCUGCAAAGUGGACAGUGUUUGGACAKGAAGGAGGUCCUCCCCUCUGGGUUACAUUCUGUGUUGGUGGUGGCCAGUCGUUGCCUCAGAGGAGAUGGUGGUUUCAUCAUCUGGUGGGAUUUGUGCAUUGUAAAGGCUUUUUAUUUUUAAAAAGAAAAGUUUGCRAYUCAUGCCAGUAUCUUAAGGACACCAGUUCUUUUUUAAUUUAAGGAACCAAUUUCCUUUUACUCUGUGAGUCAUUUUUCUAAUGAAAMGGUUCCUUUAGUACCCCCUUUUUURUCUAUCCCUAAGAACAGACUGAAAAACAAGCUGUCAGCCUGGGCAGGGCUGUKCCUGCUUGCAGGAUCAGGCUGCCAAMCGAACCAGAAAAUCUGAGGCUGAAGAAGAUAUGAUCAGAGCUGUUCAGGUUGUGUGGGAUUUCACAUUGCUGCUGACACACCUCAGAAACACAGCGAGACAGCAAAGCCAAACAAGAUGAACAUCUUCAGGAAACUUGUGGGAGUGAGUCUCUGCUCCUGAAGAGCACCUGGGAUCAUGCUGUGACCRUGUGGAUUGGAUGGUGGCACGGGCUGCCUUGGGCACUUCAACAUCCAUUGGUUCUUACUGGAAUUGGCUGUACUGUCCUCAUUGUUCUGAAUUGGUGUUCUCCAUGCACAGGGCUCAACUCAAGGGUUUAACAAUGGCCCUUCCCUCACAAAUGACUGUUUGUUUUCCACACUCGAGUGCUGAGUGGUGACAAGGAUUAAUGUGCUCACUAAAGCGGUCCAUGACUGGAGAGCUGAGCUGGGCAGAGAAUUUUGUUGGUUUAAUUUGUGCUCUGGGACUGUUAAACAUCAUCAUCUCUUUAGGAUCUGGGUGUAUGAGCCCUGUGUCUCAGCCAAGUCGUGUUUUGACCCUUCUUUGGGAUCUCCACAGCCUGACUUGUCCGACUCCUAUUCCAGUGGCUGCCACCUCCCACCCAGUGCAGUCUGCAUCCCUGAUGAAUAAAGGUGUUUAUUUUCCCCUC
Molecule: messenger RNA, 4010 nt
Organism: Malurus melanocephalus (red-backed fairy wren)
Lineage: Eukaryota; Metazoa; Chordata; Aves; Passeriformes; Maluridae
Gene: ZGPAT
Product: zinc finger CCCH-type and G-patch domain containing
Exons: 6
Coding region: 423-2045 (540 amino acids)
Biological process (GO): regulation of transcription by RNA polymerase II; negative regulation of DNA-templated transcription
Cellular component (GO): nucleus
Molecular function (GO): RNA polymerase II cis-regulatory region sequence-specific DNA binding; DNA-binding transcription factor activity, RNA polymerase II-specific; metal ion binding
Source: RefSeq, a predicted model, not a curated record